AUGAUCGCAAUAGAACCGAAAGGGAAGCCGCUCGGGCCAACAAUAACAAUAGUGACGAUCGAGCCGAGGUCAAAGCCUAAGACCACGACCAAGCCAGAGGCAAAGAGCAACACCAAACUGGAGACAAAGGCAAAAUCGGAUACAAAGAGCAAACCUAAGCCGGAGGCAAAGAGCAAGUCGGACACGAAGACGAAGAGCAACACAGAGAUAAAGAGCAAACCAAAGACAGAGGCAAAGGCCAAGUCGGACACAAAGGCGAAAAGCAAGCCAGAGACGAAGAGCAAGCCCGAAAUAAAAACAAAAACAAAGCCAGAAACGAAGGCAAAAGUCGAGCCGAAGAAAAAGACAAACCCAAAGAAAAGGACAUUGAUCAACCUGGGAACGGCGACGAAGAUCCUGCUGGGAUAA
Molecule: messenger RNA, 408 nt
Organism: Penicillium concentricum
Lineage: Eukaryota; Fungi; Ascomycota; Eurotiomycetes; Eurotiales; Aspergillaceae
Exons: 1
Coding region: 1-408 (135 amino acids)
Source: RefSeq, a predicted model, not a curated record